AUGGACGGAUUAUCAAACCAGGGCUUGGGUCGCGCGAAUAGCGACCAGAACGUUGAGAGUAACGAAAACAUCGACCUUGGCAAUCCCCCGCGAUGGAAUGGCCUUAGCGAUUGGGAGCUGGAUCAGCUAGAGCAACAACAGCGUCGCGGAAGCAAUCUCCAAGUCCAAACCUGGCUCCAUCACCAACCGAACUCUCAGCCAUCACAGAAUACCUUCAUCACUUCCCAAUCGCUACCCCAACGCCAACUUGAUAACUACAAGGUUAUUGACCGUGUCGAUGAUGUGCUUAGAAAAAGCCGCAGGCCAUCAGCUCAGGCAAUUGAUGCUCCCAGUACGACGGGUCCGCGCGGUCGGCACAUCACCACAUCGAGCAAUGUUACAUCGAUUGAUGAACGUUUGAUGCAGAGGCCUAGGCCUUCAGCACAGUCUUUUCUGCCAUUUGGGACCACCUCCGACAGACAAAUAAGAUAUACCGACAAUGGCAAUCAUGAUGAAGGGAGACCUCCAGGUUUAGCAACACCUCAAAGUUCUUCUGCUUUCACUACUCUCUCUGGACCCCAUACGCGUGGUACUUAUAAUCAACCAACUGGUCCGAUUUCCCAGCAAACAGCUUGGUCAGCAGCCGGCACAGACACAUCUUCGGGUUCAAAGAAAGUGCCUAAACGCCAAAACAGUCGCUCAACGGAUGAUGAAGCGACUAGCAAAUAUCAGCUCGCAAAGCGAUACAGACCCGGACACAAAAGCCAAUCGGUACACCGUACGUUGCCAGCAUCAUCUGGUUCUUCCAGAUUGGCCCAGCCAGGACCAGGUGUGACACUGCAAACAAUUGAGGAUACACCAGCGUCUCAGCGGCGAACUCGAAAUAUUCAACCAUUGUCAGCUUCUAGUGGCUCCAAUUCAUCCAAUAUUCGGAGAGACGGGCCAGUACGUGGGCGUCCAAACGAUCUGGUCACGCCCGAAGAUUUUAAAAACGCUUGCGAGACAUGCUUCUUCUGGCUAUUAGACCCAAAGCGCUUUUCCUCUCCUGAAAGGCAUGCCUGCUCUGGCCGCAAGGAUGAAAUAUCACACAUCGUCACUCACGCCGCCGACCAUCAUGGUCUUAUUCGUGGAAAAGAUCCGAACAAUCCUGCUCGCAAAUACCUGACCAGUUGUCACAUUUUCGACCCUUUCAACAAAGCGAAAGGAAACUGUGACAAAUGCAGCUCAUUGCACGAGUGGCAAGGGCAAGAUUUUGCAGAUCAAGAGCAUCACGGCAUGGCCCUCUGUUUGCGAUGCUGGCGUACGUUUGGGAAGAAGGGCAUGCAAGAUCAUAUGGCUGAACCGUUAUGUGAUUACAAUGCGGAGCAACCAAAGGAGAAGAAGGUCUGUAUUCUAUACACCACUUUCUGCUCUGAUACCCAAAAACCCAGUGGACCUCCUAAAAACAUGCCACCCCGUAAGUCGAACUAUCGAAAUCCGGCAAACAAAUACAAUCGCACCAACCCGAGACAGCAAAGCAAUAACAACCAGACACAUCGCCAACCUGUCUUCGAGCAGUCUAACCGUGAUCUUCGCCCUGCUUCGUCAAAGGCUCCCCAAGGACAGGGGAAACCAAAGGCCUCUCCAGCAUCCACAGUCUCUCCGGCGACCCAGGACCGGUCACGCAUAGAGAGGCCCAACCAGUUUCCUCAACAAGCAUUGAGAAACCCGCCUAAUCUACAGGCAGCACCUGCACAUCCUUUCUCAUGGCAGCAGCCAAAUGCCCAGCAACCUGCCCAACCGCCAAUUGCUCUGAUGAUAUAUCCAAAUACCUCACCAGAGGCUGUCGCAGGUCUGGUGAAGAACAUUCAAAGAAACGGGAUUCAGGAGGUCACUCAAUCUCCCUACUCGUCAAUGAGUCAAGCAACUUCCUUUAGAAGUCUACAAGGUGGAUCUUCCGGAUACAGCUUUCAACCACAACAAGCACAGCCACAGGCACAGAGCAUACUUCCCCCAUCUUACCAAUAUUCGAACUGGCAGCCAUCAUUCCAACAAUCUUCUCCACAGACAUUCUCACAGGCACCCCCUCAGAACGGCGAUUUCACCCGGCUUCUUCAACCUGCAUCUGCACAAAACGAGUCGUCACAACAGUCGUUUGAUCCAAACUUCUUGAUGCAUAAAACAGCUGCGAACGAGCGUCAAGGAUCACGCAUGCAAGCACCAACAGGCAUGAAUUCGCCUAUCUACAAUGGAGAAGACAAAAUGCUCUUUGGGGCGUGUCUCGACGCUGUAACUACAGAUUCGAAUUUAUUCCAGGACUCGGCCAUGCCAGUCAAUGAUAGAGAUGUGGCAGUAUCCUUGUCUGAUAUAUUAUCCCAGGUUCAAUCCACUGCUUCAAGGGUGCCAUCUACCGCUGGCGAAUCCAUGGGGCUCAUGCAACGGUCACCUAAGGUUGAGGAGAACCUGUGGUUGGAUCAGCCGCCGUUUGAUGAUUUCAAUGACAUGAAUUUUGACUACAUUGGGUCUAAUCCUAAGCUUCAAGUCACUGUCGAGAUGGUAGAGCCUCCACCUCGUCAACCAGAAGAAAAGCUUCAGGAUCUAAAGCCCAACAGUCAACUGUCGCCCUUGCACCACAAUGCUCUGGAGAAAGAUUCAGGCUAUCACACCCAAUCAGGGAUAUUCGAUGGACCGGAUAUGGACCUCAGCACCAUGUUCAAAUGA
This is a messenger RNA of Fusarium redolens, 2679 nucleotides long. RefSeq lists its product as uncharacterized. NCBI's taxonomy places the organism in Eukaryota, Fungi, Ascomycota, Sordariomycetes, Hypocreales, Nectriaceae. The transcript has a single exon. The record is from RefSeq and is a predicted model, not a curated record. Bases 1 to 2679 code for a protein of 892 amino acids.